AUGUCUCUCCAGGCGAUCAGGUAUGACGGCAAGCAGCUGUUGAUCAUCGAUCAACUGCAGCUUCCUUACCUAGAGGAAUACGUAGCUAUUCAUUCUGCGAAAGAUGGGUGGCAAGCGAUCAAAGAUAUGCGUGUCCGCGGCGCGCCUGCUAUUGCAAUUGUCGCAAUUCUAUCGCUAGCGGUCGAGUUGCGUACGUUGCUCGACAGCGAGAAACUGUCGACCAGCUCUCAAGAGGUUACCAGCUUUAUCACCGAAAGAUUGCACUAUCUUGUAACCAGUCGGCCAACUGCUGUCAAUUUAGCCGAUGCUGCUAGGAAGUUUGAGGCCGUGGUCAAUGAGCAUGCGGCGAAAGUGGAUUCCACGGGACCAAGUGUCCUUGAGGCUUAUUUCCAGGAAGCAGAAAGGAUGCUUGCUAAUGACCUCAGUGAUAACCAGAGUAUUGGGGCGCAUGGGUCCAAAUGGAUUCUUGAUCAAGCGUUGUUACAGGGGAAAACUAUUGUUAAUGUGCUCACCCAUUGCAAUACAGGGUCACUUGCUACUUCAGGCUAUGGAACAGCCUUGGGAGUCAUUCGAUCCCUACAUUCAAAGAACGCUCUAGGUCGUGCAUAUUGCACCGAAACUAGACCAUAUAACCAGGGAGCCCGACUUACGGCUUUCGAACUAGUGCAUGACAAAAUCCCUGCAACACUUAUCACGGACUCGAUGGCUUCAGCGCUACUAGCUGACCCUAAAGCAAACGUGUCUGCCAUCAUAGUCGGCGCAGAUCGGGUGGCGGCCAAUGGAGAUACUGCAAACAAAAUAGGAACGUAUGCUUUAGCGGUACUUGCGAAAUACCACGGGGUGAAAUUCCUAGUUGCCGCACCGCGGACAACAAUUGACCGAGCAACAAAGACGGGGGCGGAGAUUAUAAUAGAGGAACGACCCGCGUCCGAAGUGACGACCAUCAAAGGCCCAUUGCAAAAGUCAGCGGCUAGGUCUUUGCAAAUGGAGACCAUCCGUGUUGCUGCUCCGGGAAUUGAUGUAUGGAAUCCUGCUUUUGAUAUCACACCAGCAGUCCUCAUCGAUGGCGUUAUCACGGAAAAGGGCGUUGUGGAGAAAGGCUCGGACGGGUUCUUUCAUUUUGAUUCGCUUUUUGAGGGGGCGUCGCGGUCAUGA
This is a messenger RNA of Talaromyces proteolyticus, 1155 nucleotides long. RefSeq names its product Methylthioribose-1-phosphate isomerase. The record is from RefSeq and is a predicted model, not a curated record. Lineage: Eukaryota; Fungi; Ascomycota; Eurotiomycetes; Eurotiales; Trichocomaceae. The transcript has 2 exons. The coding region runs from base 1 to 1155 and encodes 384 amino acids. Gene Ontology annotation, molecular function: S-methyl-5-thioribose-1-phosphate isomerase activity.